ACAGGAAGAAAUGCAACCACCAUACAAGGAAUGCUGAAUGAAUCAGAGGGAGAGGGUGAGGUGUGUGGUGGUUCCAUGUCCAGUAUUGAAUAAUUUCCGCUCUCGGCAGCUCGAUGGACGACACCUCCAUUCGAAGCUUAUACGUAGAGGACAAAUAAGUGCUCUCGAGGUUUCAAUCCUCGUUUCUUUCUGGUAGAUUGUACACAUAUGAUGGAACGGGCGAUGGAGCAGCUAAACGUGCAGCUGAACAGGCUGACGCGCUCCCUUCGUCGAGCUAGGACCGUGGAACUCCCGGAAGACAAUGAGACCGCCGUGUACACUCUUAUGCCCAUGGUGAUGGCUGACCAACACAGAUCAGUGUCAGAGCUGCUGCUGAAUUCCAAGUUCGAUGUGAACUACGCUUUUGGACGAGUGAAGAGGAGCCUCCUACAUAUUGCUGCCAACUGUGGAUCAGUGGAGUGUCUUGUGCUGCUGCUAAAGAGAGGAGCUAGUCCUAACUACCAGGACAUCUCUGGCUGCACGCCUCUCCACCUCGCCGCCAGGAAUGGGCAGAAGAAGUGCAUGGGCCGCCUGCUGGAGUACAACGCAGACGUCAACAUCUGCAACAACGAGGGCCUGACUGCUAUCCACUGGCUGGCAGUGAACGGCCGCACGGAGCUCCUGCACGACCUGGUGCAGCAUGUGACCAACGUGGACGUGGAGGACGCCAUGGGGCAGACUGCCCUGCACGUGGCCUGCCAGAACGGACACAAGACAACGGUGCAGUGCCUGCUGGACAGCGGAGCUGACGUCAACAGACCCAACGUCUCCGGAGCCACGCCCCUCUACUUCGCCUGCAGUCACGGCCAGAGAGACACAGCUCAGAUUCUGCUCUCCAGAGGAGCCAAGUAUCUUCCUGACAAGAAUGGAGUCACUCCCCUGGACCUCUGUGUGCAGGGUGGGUACGGAGAGACGUGUGAGAUUCUGAUCCAGCACCACGGCCGCCUGUUCCAGACCCUCAUUCAGAUGACGCAGAAUGAUGACAUCAGAGAGAACAUGCUCAGGCAGGUUCUAGAACACGUGUCCCAGCAGAGUGACGGUCACUACCAGAGGAUUCUGACCAGCCUGGCGGAGGUAGCCACCACUAACGGACACAAGCUGCUCAGUCUGUCCAGCAGCUACGAGGCCCAGAUGAAGAGCCUGCUGAAGAUCGUCAGGAUCUUCUGUCAUGUCUUCCGCCUGGGCCCCUCCUCCCCCAACAACGGCAACGACAUGGGCUACAACGGCAACAAGACGGCCCGCAGCCUGGUGUUCAAGCCCCUGGAGCUGCUGUGGCACUCCCUGGAGGAGUGGCUGGUCCUCAUCUCCACCGAGCUGGAGAAGACCCACCGCGACCCCAGCUCCUCCUCCUCCAGCAGCGAGAUCGCCUCGCUCCUCCUCAAGCAGCGCGAGGUCGACGCCUCUUCCGCCGCCGUCGCCGCCGCCGUCUCCGAGGGCCUCCCGUCGUCGCUGGACCCCUACGUCGUCAUGGAGACGCCCGAGGUGUACGCCGACGGAGAGGACGUCAUCUCCAUGACGGCCAGCCGUCUGAGCGCCGUCAUCCAGGCCUUCUACAUGUGCUGCUCCUGUCAGAUGCCCCAGGGGAUGACGUCGCCUCGUUUCAUCGAGUUUGUGUGCAAGCAUGACGAGGUGCUCAAGUGUUUCGUAACCAGGAAUCCAAAGAUUAUCUUCAACCACUUCCACUUCCUGUUGGAGUGUCCGGAGCUCAUGUCUCGUUUCAUGCACAUCAUCAAAGGACAGCCUUUCAAGGACCGCUGCGAGUGGUUCUACGAGCAUCUGUUGGCGGGACAGCCCGACUCUGACAUGGUCCACCGGCCGGUCAACGAGAACGACAUCCUGCUCAUCCACAGAGAGUCCAUAUUCAGGAGCAGCUGUGAGAUGGUCUCCAAGUCCACCAAUGAGAAGCUCAAACAGGGCAUCGCCGUGCGUUUCCACGGCGAGGAAGGAAUGGGCCAGGGCGUUGUCCGAGAGUGGUUUGACGUCCUGUCCAACGAGAUCAUCAACCCGGAUUACGCUCUCUUCACACAGUCUGCUGACGGCACCACCUUCCAGCCCAACAGUAACUCCUCGGUGAAUCCGGACCACCUGAACUACUUCCAGUUUGCUGGUCAGGUCCUGGGCCUGGCAUUGUACCACCGGCAGCUGGUCAACAUCUACUUCACCCGCUCCUUCUACAAGCACAUCCUGGGCAUCCCGGUGAACUACCAGGAUGUGUCGUCCAUCGAUCCGGAGUACGCCAAAAACCUGCAGUGGAUCCUGGACAACGACAUCAGCGACCUGGGCCUGGAGCUCACCUUCUCCGUGGAGACCGACGUGUUCGGCGCCAUGGAGGAAGUGCCGCUCAAACCGGGCGGGAUCAGCAUCAUCGUCACCCAGGACAACAAGGCAGAGUAUGUCCAGCUGGUGACUGAGUUGAGGAUGACUCGAGCCAUCCAGCCCCAGAUCAACGCCUUCCUUCAGGGCUUCCACACCUUCAUCCCCCCCUCCCUCAUCCAGCUCUUCGACGAAUACGAGCUGGAGCUCUUGCUGUCAGGUAUGCCAGAGAUUGAUGUCCAGGACUGGUUCAGGAACACAGAGUACACCAGCGGCUACGACCUUCAGGAGCCAGUCAUUCAGUGGUUCUGGGAGGUGGUGAAGAGUCUCAUUCAGGAGGAGAGAGUUCUUCUGCUGCAGUUUGUGACGGGCAGCUCCAGGGUCCCCCACGGUGGCUUUGCCUUCCUGAUGGGGGGGAGCGGCCUCCAGAAGUUCACCAUCGCUGCAGUACCGUACACCUCCAACCUGCUGCCCACCUCCAGCACCUGUAUCAACAUGCUGAAACUCCCAGAAUACCCGAGCCAGGAAGUCCUACGAGACCGUCUGCUGGUUGCACUGCAUUGUGGGAGCUACGGCUACACCAUGGCCUGAUUCCUGCACCUGCUCUCCGCUCCUACGACUGACACGCGUGUGCGUGGGUUUUAGUUACGACAGACAUGCGUGUGCUUGGGUUUUAGUGGUCAACUCAGAACAGGGAACUGGACCUCUCUGGACCUAUGCUGUGGUUUUCUGUGGGUGAGGCACGCAUUGACUCUUCAACAAAGGAACAUCAGACACUCUAUCUAGGACAACUAAAGACGGUGGAAGCCAGAGAGACUCCUGGAAGUUCCGGCCUUUUACCCUCUCGGACCUGCCAAAAUCACGUCUCCACACCACCAAUCAAAUGCUUCUUCUGGAUCUAUGCAACCAGAUGCAGCCAGUCAGCUGAGCUGAACUGAUGUACUGUUAAAUGUGUGUGUGUGUGUGUGUGAGAAAGAAAGAGAUUUCACUUCCCUGUGGCUUGACUCCAUAAUCUCCUGGUCUAGGGAUCUUGUGUGUGUGUGUGUGCAUAUGUGUGUGUGUGUGUGUGUGUGUGUGCACAUCUGCUCCGACAGUGUGGUCUGCAGAUGUAGCAACUAGAGGCGUGGCCCUGUGGGCGGGUACACGUGCCCAGACAUGGCUGUAGCUCCUCCCCCAUGCUGUAGCUCCUCUCCCAUGACUUGACUCCUCCCCCAUGCAGUGGCCCCUCCCCCUCCGUGUCCUUCUCCUGAUCUGUGUCUUCAUUCGGAAGUCUGUCUUCUGUGCUUGUGUUGUCUAUGGCCUUGUAGUAUUCAACAGGGGAUCAAUACUCUAAGUGGCAAAUGUUUUGGCCUCCUUUGCCAAAUAUCUGAGCAGAAUUUAUUACUCAAUUUUUACUUAAUUUUUUAUUUCCCUUACGUGAACAUUUAUGCUGAACAUGUUGUUUUUAGUCUAAAAGGACACAAUCAUAUCAUCAUGACAUGAAUGUAUCAAGAUGAUAAACCUUCUUUCUGUUUGGUUUGAAGGACUUCACGUCGACAUGGGAAUGUAAAUAAUAAUGUCAUUCUACUCAUCAGUAUUGUUUUGAAUGUAUCCCAUGUUUUGCAUUUGUUUUUCGAUGUUGGUUGUGAACAGAGACUUUAUAGAUAUUUCUGCAAAUAACUCGAACAAUACAGUAUGUAUUUUAUCAUAAA
This is a messenger RNA of Hypomesus transpacificus, 4043 nucleotides long. RefSeq names its product E3 ubiquitin-protein ligase HACE1-like. Gene Ontology annotation, biological process: protein polyubiquitination; positive regulation of protein catabolic process; proteasome-mediated ubiquitin-dependent protein catabolic process. NCBI's taxonomy places the organism in Eukaryota, Metazoa, Chordata, Actinopteri, Osmeriformes, Osmeridae. Gene Ontology annotation, molecular function: protein binding; ubiquitin-protein transferase activity. The record is from RefSeq and is a predicted model, not a curated record. Gene Ontology annotation, cellular component: nucleus.